Tauraco erythrolophus (red-crested turaco) is the source of this 945-nucleotide messenger RNA. The record is from RefSeq and is a predicted model, not a curated record. NCBI's taxonomy places the organism in Eukaryota, Metazoa, Chordata, Aves, Musophagiformes, Musophagidae.
AUGGGAAAUGCGUCCAACGCCUCGGUGUUCAUCUCCACCUUAUCGGAGAGAGAAGACCUGAUUUUUGGCACGCUCUAUUUAGUCUUUGGCAUCGUUUCCCUCUCUGGGAACUCACUGCUCCUGCUGGUGGCCUAUCAGAAGAGGUCCAUGCUGAAGCCUGCCGAGUUCUUCAUUGUCAACCUGGCCAUCAGUGACCUGAGCAUGACGGUGACGCUCUUAUCAUCCUUCUUUGCACACAGGUGGCUAUUCAACCAGGCGGUGUGCACCCUCUAUGCCUUCUGCGGGGUCUUGUUUGGGCUGUGCAGCCUCACCAGCCUGACGGUGCUCAGCACGGUUUGCUGCCUGAAGGUCUGUUACCCAGCAUAUGGCAACAAGUUCUCCCCCUGCCAUGCUGGAGUGCUGCUGCUGUGCAUCUGGGUUUAUGCCCUGAUGUUUGCCACAGCCCCCCUGGCCGAGUGGGGCAGCUACGGCCCCGAGCCCUACGGAACAGCCUGCUGCAUCACGUGGAAAGCCUCCAGCAGGGAGGCCACACUCUACAUCCUCGCCCUCUUCAUCUUCUGCUACCUUCUUCCCUGCCUCCUCAUCCUCGUCUCCUACUCGCUGAUCCUCUGGACGGUGCGGGGGUCCCGGAGAGCCGUCAGGCAGCACACGUCGCCCCAGCGCAGAGUCCACAGCGUGCACAGCCUGGUUGUGAAGCUGAGCAUUGCCGUGUGCCUGGGCUUUCUGGCUGCCUGGACCCCUUAUGCCAUUGUUGCCCUGUGGGCAGUCAUCGGCGAUGCCAGCCAGGUGCCGGCACUGGCCUUUGUGCUGUCGGCCGUCUUUGCCAAGUCCUCAACACUCUACAACCCUCUGGUGUAUCUGUUCUUCAAGCCCAAUUUCCAGAAGUUCCUCUCCAAAGACAUGGUGGUCCUCCAGGCCAUCCGCACCCUCCUCUGCUGUGGCUAG